Messenger RNA from Ostreococcus lucimarinus CCE9901, 1056 nucleotides. Its product is annotated as FNT family transporter: formate/nitrite. Gene Ontology annotation, biological process: transmembrane transport; nitrite transport. Gene Ontology annotation, molecular function: high-affinity secondary active nitrite transmembrane transporter activity. Gene Ontology annotation, cellular component: membrane. The record is from RefSeq and is a predicted model, not a curated record. Lineage: Eukaryota; Viridiplantae; Chlorophyta; Mamiellophyceae; Mamiellales; Bathycoccaceae. Bases 9 to 980 code for a protein of 323 amino acids. The transcript has a single exon.
CGACGACGAUGAUGACGACGACGACGACGACGACGACGCUGACGACGCUGACGACGGCGACGCGAGGGACGGCGCGACGCGCGACGCGAACGGUCGCGCGCGUCGCGCGACCGACUUUCGCGAGGGCGACCGCGGUCGGCGGGGCGUCGCGGACGCGAACGACGCGCGCGCGACGGGGCGGCGCGGUGGUGACGCGCGCGGACGCGCUGGCGCCGCCGGCGGUGUUCGACGCGGCGUGCGCGGCGAGCGAGAAGAAGAGCGCGCAGGCGCCGACGACGACGCUGACGCUGGGGUUCGCGGCGGGGGCGUUGAUUGGCUUGGGCGCGCUGCUCAUGACGUGCGUGGGGGGGGCGUCGCCGGCGUUGGCGGCGAAUAAUCCCGGGUUGAGCGCGUUCGUGAAAGGCGCGAUCGGGCUCCCGGCGGGGCUGACGAUGGUGAUUCUGACGGGCGCGGAGCUGUUCACGGGGAACGUCUUCGUGAUGCUGAGCGGGGCGCUGAACGGCGUCGCGAACGAGCGUCAAGUGGCGCGGUCGUGGGCGCUUUCGUACGCUGGGAACUUUGCGGGCUCGGUGUUCAUGGCGUACAUGGCGUACACGGCGAUGACGGCGGCGUCGCCGGCGGCGAGCGCGGCGGCGGUGGGGAUCGCCACGGCGAAGGCGUCGCUGCCGUUUGUCGCGGCGUUCACCAAGGGCGUGUUGUGCAACUGGCUCGUGUGUCUCGCUGUUUGGGGAACGAUGGCGACGACGUCGGUGGCGGGGAAGAUUUUGGCGAUCUUUUGGCCCAUCACCAUGUUCGUCGCGCUCGGUUUCGAGCACAGCGUGGCGAACAUGUUUUUGAUUCCGCACGGGAUGCUCCUCGGCGCAAACGUUUCGUGGGCGCAGAUGAUGACGGGCAACAUCAUUCCGGUGACGCUAGGGAACAUCGUCGGCGCCGCAGUCUUCGUCGCGGGCGUGCACUGGCUCGCGUACGGUAAGAAGUGAAAGAUAUUUUGAUCGUUCGAUUCGAUUCGCAAGUAACCCCUGGUGUAAUUAAUUUCAACGACGACGAUUUCUAUGA